Messenger RNA from Thecamonas trahens ATCC 50062, 1941 nucleotides. Its product is annotated as fructose-2,6-bisphosphate 2-phosphatase. The transcript is spliced from 2 exons. The record is from RefSeq and is a predicted model, not a curated record. Gene Ontology annotation, molecular function: 6-phosphofructo-2-kinase activity; fructose-2,6-bisphosphate 2-phosphatase activity; ATP binding. Lineage: Eukaryota; Apusomonadida; Apusomonadidae. Gene Ontology annotation, cellular component: cytosol. Gene Ontology annotation, biological process: fructose metabolic process; fructose 2,6-bisphosphate metabolic process. Bases 1 to 1941 code for a protein of 646 amino acids.
AUGCGCAAGACUGUCCGUGUCCCCUUCUACUUUCCCGCCGACGCCAAAAGCAACGUGGCUGACGUCGUCCUUGCUGGCUCGUUUGAUGGAUGGAGUGGCCGGAUUCCGCUGACCCUGGAAGGGAGACACUAUGAGACAUCGCUGACGCUCCGGCCGGGCAUCUACUCGUACAAGUUUGUGGUCAAUGGCAAGUGGACGCUCGCGCCGCAUCAGGCGACGGUGGUGGACGAGAACGGGCACGUGAACCACUGCAUCAGCGUGACACUGCCGAGCAGCUCGUCGACGUCGUUGGAGAGCAUGGUGCCGGCGCAUUUGCAGGUGGCAACGGCGCCGGCAGGGUCGGCGACAACGUCGACGUACAACACGCCCGCGGCGUCCCCGAACCCCUCGGCGUACGACAUGAGCGAAGAAAACGAUGAGGAGCUGUCGGACUUUGGCUCGGACGUGGACGAGCUGGCCACCAGCCUGGCGUCGGUCACCCACCCACUGGUCAUCCACGGUGGGCCGGCGUAUGGGUCGGCGAUUCUGCAGAACCAGUUGCUGCUCGAUGGGGUCUUCCGCGUCGACAACUCGAACGAGGCCAAGGCCGGCGAGCGCAAGCUGGUCUUGGCCAUGGUCGGCCUGCCGGCGCGUGGCAAGUCAUUUAUUGCGCAAAAGCUGCAAAGGUACCUAAAGUGGAUCGGGUUUGAGACCAAGAUCUUCAACAACGGCAUGUAUCGCCGCGACAACAUCGGCUCGUACCUCUCGCACGACUUUUUCCGGGCCGACAACCGCGACGGCGUCGAAGCGCGGUCGCGAAUGGCGCGGAUGGCGCUGGCGGACAUGUGCGCGUGGUUUGCCGAGGACCCCAAGCACCACAUUGGCAUUCUCGACGCCACCAACUCGACCCGAGCGCGGCGCAAGUUUGUGGUCAACUACCUCAAGACGCCGUCAACGUUCUCGGUCAAGGUUGUGUUUAUCGAAGUCAUCUGCAACCGGCCUGAGGUCAUCAAGCGCAACGUGCUGCACAAGCACAAGUUCUCGCCCGACUACGCCGGGAUGACCGAGGACGAGGCCGUGUCAGACUUUACCGAGCGCAUUGCCCACUACGAGGCGGCGUACGAGCCAGUUCAGGAGCGGUCCGUCUCGUUCAUUCGGCUCUUUGACGUCGGACGCGAGACGCAGACCAACCGGAUCAAGGGCUACCUCCCGACCAAGAUCGUGUUCUUCCUCAUGAACAUGCACAUUGUCCAGCGGCCGAUCUACCUCUCGCGCCACGGCGAGUCCGAGUUUAACCGGCAAGACCGGAUCGGCGGCGACUCGCCGCUCACUCUUUCGGGCCUCAAGUAUGCCGAGGCGCUCGGCGAGUGGAUGGAGAAGGAGACCGACCACGACACCUCGGGCUACCUCCGCGACCUCGACUCGGACCUCAUCAUUUUUACCUCGACCAUGGUGCGGACCAUCCAGUCGGCGGAGAAGAUCAAGUGCGCCCAGCUGCUGCGAUGGAAGGCGCUCGAGGAGAUCUCGGUCGGCAUCUGCGACGGCAUGACGCCUGCCGAGUUUGAGGCGACGUACCCCGACGAGUACGCCGCCCGCAUCGCCGACAAGCUCCGCUACCGCUACCCGCGUGGCGAGGGCUACGAAGAUCUCAUUGCCCGCCUCGAGCCGGUCAUCUUUGAGCUCGAGCGCCAGGUCCUUCCGGUCCUGGUCAUCGGCCACCAGGCCGUCCUCCGCUGCCUUUACGGCUACCUCAUGGGCUUGGACAUCGAGGAGGUCCCCCACACCCCCAUCCCGCUCCACACCGUCAUCCGUCUUGUCCCGCGCGCCUACGGCACAGAGGAGACCCGCACGCUCCUGCACCCGCUCGACAACGCGGACGACCACGAGUCCGGCUCGCUCCGCGCCGAGCCGUCGCCGCUGGCCUCGGCAGCGUCAAGCGACACCUCGCCGCUGGGAUCGUAG